GUUUUAUCCACACUUUAAAGAUUGAAACUUUUUUUUUCUACCUCACCGACGAUGAUGAUAGCAAGGUGUUCUCUUUUUCCGCCGCCGUGUUUCUCCGCCGUGAGGAUUAGAUGUUUCGCCGGAGAAACUUCAGAUACUGGGAUUCUAUUCCGGGAGAAGCUUAUUUACCUUCAAGACCUUAACGUAGAUCCUCACAAAGCUCUCCGAGUAAACCCAUCUCUCCGUUCUGCUCCAAUCUCCUCCGUCGUCUCCGUCGAGACUCUACUCUCUUCCACCGGACUCUCAAGACCCGCCGUUGGUCGUAUCCUCGACAUGUUUCCAGAUUUGUUAACUUCUGAUCCUGAAUCUGAAAUCUUACCAGUUCUUCGCUUCUUAUCCAAUGAGAUUUCAAUUUCAGAGCAAGACAUACCUAAAUCGAUCUCUCGUUGUCCUCGAUUGCUAAUUUCAUCUGUAGAUUAUCAGCUUCGUCCUGCAUUAACGUUCCUCAAAACCCUAGGAUUCGUGGGUCGCGACACGAUUACGUCACGGAACACGGUGUUGCUUGUAUCGAAUGUGGAACGAACCCUAAUCCCCAAAAUUGAGUAUCUUGAAGAAGGGUUAGGGUUUACAAGAGAAGAAGUAGCGAAGAUGGUUGUGAGAUCUCCGGCGUUGUUGACUUAUAGUGUUGAUAACAAUUUAGUUCCUAAAGUUGAGUUUUUUAUUGAGGAGAUGCGUGGAGAUGUUAAGGAGCUGAAACGUUUCCCUCAGUAUUUUUCGUUUAGCUUGGAGAGGAAGAUAAAGCCAAGGCAUAGAUUGCUUAAGGAACAUGGGAUUUUGAUGCCUUUGUCUGAGAUGUUGAAGGUUAGUGAUGGUCAGUUUAACCAUUGGCUUUUAGAACUUCGUCUUAGGUCUGCUGAAAGAAGAUGAUGAUAAACAACAACGUUCUUUUUGAUGUUCUUUUUACUUGAGAUUUGGGACAUGUCAAGACACUUCACAUGAGUUUUGUAUAUAGUUUCUGUUUCAAUGAUUAGGCUGAGUACAUGUUUCGUUAGAUCAUGUAAUGUGUAACUUGAGAUCGUGAAAGAAGAUGAUGAUCAACAACAACAAUGUAAGCUUUUUGAUGUUCUUUGUUCUUGGUACUUGAGAUUUGAGAGAUGAAAAUUGCAGAAGUUUUGUACUUUGGGACAUGCUAAGACACUUUCAUAUGAGCUUGUAUAUAGUUUUUUGUUUCAAUAUGUUAGAUCAUGAAGGUGUAAUUAAGAAUCUAGUUUUUUUUUUUUGGUAAGGUAAUUAAGAAUCUAGUUGAUGAGGAAUGAAAGUUGCUUUAAAGU
Arabidopsis thaliana (thale cress) is the source of this 1310-nucleotide messenger RNA. It is a transcript of the gene EMB93, whose product is annotated as Mitochondrial transcription termination factor family protein. Gene Ontology annotation, cellular component: cytoplasm; chloroplast. Bases 52 to 906 code for a protein of 284 amino acids. Gene Ontology annotation, molecular function: nucleic acid binding. The record is from RefSeq and is marked reviewed. NCBI's taxonomy places the organism in Eukaryota, Viridiplantae, Streptophyta, Magnoliopsida, Brassicales, Brassicaceae. The transcript has a single exon.